This is a messenger RNA of Venustampulla echinocandica, 594 nucleotides long. RefSeq lists its product as uncharacterized. Gene Ontology annotation, cellular component: mitochondrial nucleoid. NCBI's taxonomy places the organism in Eukaryota, Fungi, Ascomycota, Leotiomycetes, Helotiales, Pleuroascaceae. Gene Ontology annotation, molecular function: single-stranded DNA binding. The transcript is spliced from 5 exons. The record is from RefSeq and is a predicted model, not a curated record. The coding region runs from base 1 to 594 and encodes 197 amino acids. Gene Ontology annotation, biological process: positive regulation of helicase activity; mitochondrial DNA replication.
AUGUACUUCGUAGACGACUCGCUUAGAACCCCCUUGGACAAUACCGUAACCUCGAGCUCGAGUCGCGAUGCGACGAUAGGAGAAAGUCAUUCAACUCGUGCCUCGGAUUACAACACCAUCAGCGCUAUCCUCAUCACAUUACCAAGUAUCUCGUCGCCUCCUAAUCCCGCCUCCAAGAUGUCGUCCUUCCUCCUCCGUCGCGCCGCAACCACCACUGCCCGCUCGUUCUCCACCUCGGCAUCGAGACCAGCAUCCUUCGCAAAGAUCACAAUCGUGGGUCGAUUGGGCGAUGUCCCAGAGCUCCAAGCUACAAGCACCGGCAAGGAGCUCCUCAAAUACAAUGUAGGGACAAGCUCGGGCCCCAAAGACAACCAGCAGACGAACUGGUUCAGGGUGGCCUCUUUCUUACCGGAGGGCCCACAGAGGGAUUAUAUUGCAGGGCUAGAAAAAGGAACACUAGUUUACGUUGAGGGUGACGUCUCGAUAAAUCAAUACCAGGAUGGCGAGGGUGUCACUAGAAGGAGUUUCAACAUUGUGCAACGAAAAUUAGAGGUGCUUGCUCGCAAGAGGCAGCAAGAGUCAGAGGAGAUGUGA